AUGAAGACAAGUCGUCGCAUAUAUUUCUGUGAUCGAGUGACGGAUUUCCUGCAACAUCUUCUCAACAAUGUUGCUAAUACUACCGUGCUAGUCAUAUGCUCAACGAGAGAAACUUUUCUAGAACAACUCCACGAUGAUGUCUCGAGUCAUGCUCGAGACACAGCCGAGAAACCCGCGCUGCUUACAACAUCUCUCGGGAUGCUCUCCAGAUCAAGCGGGAUCCAACUUGCUUUCUGCCCGACUCUGGAGCAUUUCCGUGCCUUUAUCUCCGUGUUAUCCUCUCCCGCUCGCUUAGACGAGACAUCAACCAGUGACCGUCACAAUGGUAAGCGGCCUCUAAUGGCCGUGCUGAAUCCUAUAGCACUGCAUCUCCCAAGUUCGGAGUUUUCCGCCCAGGGAUUAUCGCGGACGCUCGCAACUGCAGUGGAAAUGUGCAACAAAGAAGCCAUGGACUUGGUCCUCUGUGAAUGUGGAGGUGUCCCAGAGUCUGUUGACAUCGAGUGCGGUGAGGCUUUGUGGUAUGUAGAAGUACCGUUACUCAAUGGCGCUACUCGAAGGGGAGAAGGCGAAGGUAUCUGGAGUGGUCGAAGCGUGCCUGUGAGACGAAUCGUACAGCGAUGGUUCGACUUCGAUGACAGCAAUCGCACGAUCGCAGAAUUUCUGGAUAUCUAG
Molecule: messenger RNA, 672 nt
Organism: Aspergillus fischeri NRRL 181
Lineage: Eukaryota; Fungi; Ascomycota; Eurotiomycetes; Eurotiales; Aspergillaceae
Exons: 1
Coding region: 1-672 (223 amino acids)
Source: RefSeq, a predicted model, not a curated record